Molecule: messenger RNA, 1380 nt
Organism: Effrenium voratum
Lineage: Eukaryota; Dinophyceae; Suessiales; Symbiodiniaceae
Source: the annotation of a GenBank genome assembly
AUGGAGGGCGUUGAAAUGGCAAAGCGCGGAGAGGAAAGCGGGGAGCUGGCGAUGCAGCAAUGGGAAGACUUUGACAACUACAGCAAAGAGGAGAAGCUGGAAGUGCUUCAAAAGUGGGCCAACAUGGAUGUGCCCGCCAUUGCCGUGGCCACAGUGAAGGGGGCGGUGGUGCGGCACCCGGUGCUGGUCUCCUUCUGGGCUGUUGGGCUCCUCAUCGCCUCCCUCGCCGGGGGACUUCCCGUGAACACCUCCCAGGAGGAAGCGUAUCACAUUCUGCUGCAGCAGGCGGAGGUCAUCGACAGCCGCGAGCUGGGCCAACAGGCGGAAGUGGAGCUACAGAAGGCUGAGGCCGUUUACCAUGCCUCAAGCGGGCUGUUCAGCUGUGACGACACCUGCCAGAAAGCCUUUGACAAGGAAUCAAACAGAGGCUACCAGGACGCAAAGGCAACGACGGCAAACUGGGCGAUGGUGACUUUGGGCAGCGCUGUGUUCCCCGACUCCGACCCGGAAGAUGAGGACUUCAUCCUAGAGGAGACCGAGGAGCCAGCCGCGAGAAGCCAAGCUGCGCGAGGAGCCGACAAGGCAGCGCGCCGGAAGCGGCAAAAAGCAGCUGAGGAGCUUUGGGAAGAAAUGCAGAAGGAGGAACUGCAGUCGGCAAAGAGCUGGGUGAAACGUCCCUGCUUCGAUCCGCUGUUCCGCAGCCUUCAGCAGCGGGUUCCACCGGUGCAGCGAUUCGCUCCAAAGAAAGUGGACGUUGCAGCAUCCGUCGCCAGCUAUGGCCAAUGCGCCGAAGAGGGGCAGUGCAAGUCAGCCAAGGAGAUGAAGCAGCGUGUGCGUGCGGAAGUGGCCGCACCGCGACCUUCCGCUUCCGCUGGCUCUGUGUCCAAGGCUUCGAUCUGGGCGCAGCUGGCAAAGUACAGCUUCGCCACGGAGCCUCUGCCAUCGGCCAAGGAGAUGAAGCAAAUGGUGCGGGGCAGCAACACCUCGGGCACCAAGAAGCUCGCGCUGAAGUUGCCAUCUAGCACUGUGGUACAAGAGUCUGUGCGCUUCGCGGGGGAGACGCUGCUGCUACAGCGCCGCCUGCAGCCAGGGGAGCAGCAGAGAUAUCUGCAGACGCAGAAGCGGAAGCAGGCAGCAAGGCUGGGGGGCAGCCUGAGAGCAUUAGACCAGCUGCUUUCCAAGGACAAGGAGCUGAACACGAUGGAGAAGUCGGGCUUGGAUUGGAAGCAGCACAAGGAGGAGGCGGGGCUGGAGCUGCCGAAGGACGAGCGCGGCAGCGCGCUGGAGCGCUCCGCCUUCCUCUCCCGCGCCGCAGCGAGGGCCCAGCACGCCGCCCGCGCGCAACUCCGCGCCGCCGCGCGGAAGCGGGCUGCGAAGUAA